AAAUUGCUUAUCGGAGAAGAAAGAAUGGCCGCUAUGGCAUCAAGCAGCAGAAAAAGAAUGGCAGUUGAUGGUUUACCUAACGAUUGCUGGGAAUUGGUGUUAUCGAAACUCUUCAACGAGAUUGGCAACAACGUUGAUGAGCUUAAUCAUUAUUUAGAGACUCUAUCCCUUGUAUCCAAACAACUACUCUCCGUCGCCAGCACUUUUGUGUAUUCCAUCAAAUUAAUAUACAAUCCAUCAUCAUCACUAAUCUCUGCCAUCUUCCACAGAUUCCCAAACUUCACCUCCCUAGAUCUCUCCACCUUGCAUGGUGAUAACCUCAAUGAGCUUCUCUCUCGAAUCCCUCCCGGUACUGUUUCUCGCCUCACAUCCCUCAAUCUCUCUAACCACCCAACCUUCCCCACAUUAGGGUUACAAUUUAUUCUCAACAAUAACCCUACAUUCAGAUUGACCUCUCUCAUCUGUUCCAAUAUUGCUUCUCUCAAAUUUACUGAUAUAACCUUCAUCGCAGAUUCCUUUCCGUUUCUCCAACAUUUGGAUCUCAGUUUCCCCGGAGGACAAAUAGACCAUGACGACUAUGACCGCCAGAAGGAGGAUUACAGCAAUGCUCUAAAUCUUCUUGCUCAAAAGCUUUCCAAUCUCCUCAAAGUUAAUCUCUCUGGUAAUGUCCGCGUUAAUGAUUCCUCGUUACUUCAAUUCUGUAUCAACUGCGAGUUUCUCCAAGAAGUGCUUAUCUCCCGAUGCCCUUUCAUAUCACAUGCUGGUAUUGCCGAAGCAAUCCACCACAGACCCAAUUUGAAUUCUUUCUCUGUUACCAACUACCUUCAACUUGAAAACUUUAACUCACACUUCGUUAGUUCAUUGGCCAGUUUGAAGCGCUUAACUUGUCUUGAUUUGUCUUUUUCGUGCAUUAAUGAUUCGUUGCUUGUCUCUCUAGCACUUCAAUCGCCUCCUCUGACUAAACUUGUCCUCCAAGGUUGCUACAAUUAUACAUAUACAGGCAUCUGUUAUCUCUUUUGCAAGUGUCGAUCUUUGCAGCAUCUAGAUCUUCAAGGUGCUAAAUUUUUGAAUGAUCAGCUUUUCAGUCGGCUCUGUGCAUUUCUUACUGAUUUGGUGUCUAUUAAUGUCAGUGGCUGUGACAGACUCGGCAAUUCAUCCUUCUUUGCACUCCUUACCAACUGUCCUAUGCUCAAGGAGAUCAGAAUGGAGUCCACAAAAAUUGGAACUGGUCCAACUCCGUCCGUGGAGGAUUUGGUUGUAUACCUUCGAGUGAAGUCGCUGCAUUUGGCUUACAAUUCAUUUUUGCAAGACAAACAUAUCAACAUCUUUGGUUUCAUGUUUCCUAACAUGCAACUUAUUGAUUUGAGCUUUUGCCGUCGCAUAUCUGAACAACAGAUUACUACACUGUUAAAGACAUGUCGUAAGAUCAGGCAUUUGAAGUUUGCCGGCUUCCCAAAAGCUAAGCUAUUUCUGAUCAAUUCUGAAGCUUGUGAUCUGGAGGUGCUGAACUUGUCCCACUCAAAAAUUGAUGAUGAAGAACUGUAUCAGAUCUCAAAGAGUUGCCCUCGCCUUCUGGAACUGGACCUUGAACACUGUUAUGAUGUCACGGAAAAGGGAGUGAGGCUAGCCGUUGAAAACUGUACACGCCUCAGAGAGAUUAAUUUGAGACAUUGUCGUAAAGUGUCUACUGAUAUUGUUUCCUGGAUGAUAUUUUCUAGGCCAUCAUUGAGAAAAAUAACGGCUCCACCUGAUUUUCGUCCCCGUGACUGUGAUAGGAAACUCCUCUUUCGCCAAUGUCUUGUUUUGAUCCUCAUUCAUACUCGGCAGAGCUUUGAAAUCUAUAUUGAGCGACAUAACAUCUGAUCGCAACAGUAGAAAACCUAUUAUAAUUAGAGGGGUUAUUAUCACAGUUGUCGUUUUCAACACGCUGUUUGGUCUCAACACAAAUCUAUGGAUGGCAAUGUCUGCAUUCAGAAUAAUUGGCCUUGCUAGAGCCAGUGAGUUUCCCUCUGACUUGUGAGCUAAUGUUAAAAACCAAAAAAUUGAUGUAGGUCAUCCAUAUCUUAAAGGGUAAAAUAUGUUUUCAGUUCCUACUUUUAUCGCGAGUUUUGGUUUUCUUCCUCUUAAAAUAAAAUCACUUGUUUUCAUUCAUACAAAAAAAUUUCUUUUGUUUUUAGUCCCUAAUGGGCAAAAUUUUGACAUUUUUUUGACAUUUUUUAAACAUAAUAUGGACUUAUAUAGGUUUAACAUGAUACAUAGAAAUAAUAUAGACCAUUUUAGGUAUGUUUAGAUAAUUAGAUUCUCUACAUUUGUUGACAGGUUGAGGUUGAGUAUUGACUAAGUGUUGUAGCUUGCAGGGUAUACGAAUAAAUGACGUGACGAGGAUUUCACUACAAUCUAGAUUCUCUGCAUUUUUUAACAGGUUUAGUUGUAAGUUGUAACUGGUUUAAACUAUAAUGUUUUUAUCUUACAUUUCAAAGAGUACCUUUUACUGCUAAAAUGUUUUCUAUUAGUAGAACUAAUCACACUUAGUUUUGCUGUUUAUUGCAUGAUCUAGUUUAUAUUCUCUAUUGCAUCUAGUGUACUGCAGUGUGAGGUUACUAUUUUCCUUUCUGUUUUUGCAAUUCUUUUUAGAGUUAGACUUGAUUUGUCUUUUACAUUUGCAUACUUCUUGGAAGUAAUAACAUGUGUUUUUAAAUGCUAGAUAUGUCUACUACAAGAAGAUUUGGCUCUUAUAUAUAUGAGAUUGGGCA
Molecule: messenger RNA, 2753 nt
Organism: Trifolium pratense (red clover)
Lineage: Eukaryota; Viridiplantae; Streptophyta; Magnoliopsida; Fabales; Fabaceae
Product: F-box/LRR-repeat protein 3-like
Exons: 3
Coding region: 25-1863 (612 amino acids)
Biological process (GO): SCF-dependent proteasomal ubiquitin-dependent protein catabolic process
Cellular component (GO): SCF ubiquitin ligase complex
Source: RefSeq, a predicted model, not a curated record